AUGGAUCAAGAAGCAUUCACCUCACUCUCCCAUCGGACACUCUCCUUCCAACAUCAUCUUAGCCACCAAGCAUGCUGCCCAACGAUGGACCUCGCCGUCCUCACCUCUCCCUCUACCGGAAUCAACAGCGCGCCUCCAAACCAAUCGACCUCUCAUGAUACCUUAAGCUGCUUUCGUCUCAGUGGCUCAACUCCCCAGGUGUGGUCGGUGUCCGUCGGCAGGUUUUUUGCCGACAAUUGUGCUUGCGUCGAUCUGCUGGGGCAUCACGUCGAUCUCGAUCCGGAGUCACGCUUCGAUGAGAUUACCGCGUUACAUUGGAGUCCAGAUGGUCAAUCCUUGGUGGCUGGCCUGAGCUCGAAAUCAUCCUCUUGUCCACCAACGUUCGUCUUGUUAAGCGUACACUCUGGCCAACUAUUAGCAUUCCCAACAGUGGUCACCUCAUCAGACCUCAAUCUUCAAUCUACCCCUCUCCACUCGGACCAGCCUUCCGACCAAACCACCAAAAUUGACUUCUUGGCCUGGCUCUCCCUACGACCCUCGAAAAAUCCGAACCGAGAAUCAGCUCAAUCCACUACUGACGCGCGCUCGAUCGGACAAUCUCUAUGUGACAGACUACCAGCCAAUCUGACGGUUACUCAGCUCACGAAAAUUGAAACUAUCAGGAAUCACAUGGGCCCUGUAUAUACCUCCAACCCAUCAACAGGAACGUCCAAAUUGUAUGAUCAUUAUCCGAUGAUUCGCUUUCCGCCGUGCUUGGCCGCAAAUCAGCUCCAGCCGAAGGAACGUCCGAACACGUCCUCCCUGCUAAUUGUAUCCUCCCAUGUCAACACGCUUCACUUUUUUCUGGAUGGUACAGUCUAUUUGGGUACCACCGCCCUACCCUCCCAAGUCCAGCUGGUCGGAGUUCAGCUCUUGCAACAAGACGCACCUUCAACUACCCCUCUAGAUGAUGCCCACCGUGGUGGAGUUCAGCUGCAGUUAGUCUGGUUGGAUGCAAAUCAUUCGAUCGGAUUCGGUACUCUCGACUUACUACCUUCAUUACUACCCUCGCAUCCUUCUUCCAACAAGGCAUCUAUGCAUAUCAACGUGUUCAAACUCGAACAGCGACUAUCGCUUAUUGGCAUCAACUCCAAAGAACUCAAUCAGCAAGCACAGCUGUCGAAUGAAAUUCAGAGUCUACUGAAAGAUAGCUUCUUUGCGUAUUUUGGUAUCGUCAAAGAUUGGCAUAUCGCUAGGAUCACUGCGAAAAAGUGGUAUGAAAACUUGGAACAGCUUUCUAAAACACACAAAGGCGUGUUCAAUUGA
Messenger RNA from Puccinia graminis f. sp. tritici CRL 75-36-700-3, 1305 nucleotides. RefSeq lists its product as uncharacterized. Gene Ontology annotation, cellular component: nuclear periphery; anaphase-promoting complex. The transcript has 3 exons. The coding region runs from base 1 to 1305 and encodes 434 amino acids. The record is from RefSeq and is a predicted model, not a curated record. Gene Ontology annotation, biological process: protein K11-linked ubiquitination; positive regulation of mitotic metaphase/anaphase transition; anaphase-promoting complex-dependent catabolic process. NCBI's taxonomy places the organism in Eukaryota, Fungi, Basidiomycota, Pucciniomycetes, Pucciniales, Pucciniaceae.